CUUUCGCUUGUGACUUGGCUUUGCAAUGGUUGCCUCGUAAGCAAUCCGCUCACUUCAUCAAGUACUUCUAAAAGAUUAGGCUGUUUAUCAAAGCGAGUUUCAAAAACCAUUUUCCAACAACCCCCGACACCAUGCCCCGCGAAGUGAUAACCGUUCAGGUUGGCCAAUGCGGCAACCAAAUCGGGUGCCGGUUUUGGGACCUGGCGCUGCAGGAACACCUGGACCACAUAUUUCAACAGCAGCAACACGGGCCAUCAAGCUCGCUAACCAACAAGCACACCCCCGCCGGACCAAGUAACCCCUCCCACCCACAGUACCACUUUGACGACGCCCUGUCCUCUUUCUUCCGCAACAUCGACCGACGGAACGACCGGGACAUCGACCCGAAAGUCACGACUGAGAUCAAAACGCUGAAGGCGCGAGCGGUCCUCGUCGACAUGGAGGACGGUGUGGUGAAUUCGCUUCUGAAAGGCCCCCUCGGCGACAUUUUCGACCGCAAGCAGAUUGUCACCGACGUCUCCGGCAGUGGAAACAACUGGGCCCACGGGUAUUAUCACUAUGGGAAGCAAAUGUAUCACAACAAGAUCGAAAAGGCGGUGCGGAACGCGGUGGAGAAGUGCGACAGCCUGCAGUGCUUUCUCUUACUCCAAUCCGUCGGUGGCGGCACGGGAUCCGGGGUCGGGACGUACACCCUGGAGAACAUUCUGGCGGAUAACUACCCCGAGUACUACCGAUUCGUGUCCUGCGUUACGCCCUCGCUGCAAACGGAUGACGUGAUCACGAGUCCGUACAACAGUCUGCUAUCAAAAGUAAAAAUGUCUGGGUCUGAAAACUUGUGAUGCUGGGUGGCGUCUCAUGAUGAGGCUACAGAUGCUGGCUCAGCAUGACAAGUUCAUGAGCUCUUAGGUGUUGCCUAUUCUGCAUGACAAACUGCGCUUCUGCAUCACAGAAAAGCGGAGCUCUUGGGUAACGUGCGUGACAGAUUUAAGAGUCAUGCCAGACAGGCAUGACAAACAUGAAUUCUUCGAGACCCAGACAUUUUUACAGUUGAUAUCUGCUGGCACUGAACAAAAUGAUCGACAACGCGCACUGCGUGUUACCCGUGAAUAACGACAGUUUGAUCCAUCUCGUCGACCGAAUCAACUCCGCGUGUAAGAGCAAGACUGGAGCUGGAUCAUCAUCAACAUCUGUUGAACAAUCUUCCGCCGCAUCUUCGAACACCGCGGCGACUUUGCUUUCCGCCUCUGGCAACUCAGCGUUUUGUUCCAACGCGGUUCUUACCGCUAGAACCGCACCAGGUUCAUCUUCUGUGCUAAGUACAAGAACGCCGGUCAGUGACUUCGACCAGACAGUUCUUGGUCGAGGACCACAUCAAGGAACUGGAUCUGUUGCUCCUCAAACUACGAAGCCCUCUGGCCCCCCCUUCGGGGACAUGAACCUCUUGGUUGCGCAGAUGCUGAACCACUUGACGGCCUCGAUGCGGUACAGCGGAUCGUUAAACCUGGAUUUGAACGAAAUCACGACGAACCUCGUCCCCUACCCGAAAAUGCACUUUUUGAAUUCCUCUUUAUCCCCUCUGACAGUCUCCAAGGACCGGAAGUUGCUGCCUCGCUCCUUCUAUCAACUGCAAAUAUGUCUGGGUAUGAAAGCGUGGGGGCUUGUCAUGCACAUUUUGCAUGAACCGUGAGAUCUGUGAUGCUGGUGCUACCAUCACAUAUUUUUUGAGAGCUUCUUGAUCUUGAUGCUAAUUACGCAAUGAGAAAUGCCCUCUCCGCGUGCCAAGAGCUCACUCCUCUUGCUGCUCGUGCAACACAGAUAUUUUUAGAGUCCGCAGACAGCAAUACAAGUUCAACUCUUCCAGACCCAGACACAUUUGGAUUCGAUGCCGUCGACCAAAUGUUCGCGGACGUGGCGCUGACGGCGGACCAUUCCCUCUUAUGGAUUGCAAAAAUGUCUGGGUCUGGAAACUUGUAAUGCUAAAAGCGAAUGGGAGACGCACUGCAAUACGCAGCUAUGCAUGACAAAUCUUUUGGCUCCCAUGUCUUACGUAUUCCGCAUGGCAAACUGCGUUUUUGCAUGACAGGUAAGAGGGCCUUUUCGUGCCUAUGCGCCACAGAUUCUCGAGUCGUGCCAGACAAGCAUGACAAACUUGCAUUCUUCCAGACCCACACAUUUUUACAUUUGAUGCCUCUGCUGGAAUUACAACAGCCAAAACACGGUGGUGGAGCACCACAACAGCAGUCUAGGGUUCGUACCAUCAGCGGAUCAUGUAGUCGGAGGUUGUUCUUUCGCGAGUGGAGGGGUCGUGGACCCUGGUGCUUUUCAGUACGUGAACCCGAAGAGCCACGUCACGCUUGCACAGGCGUUUCUCGUCCGCAGCUCGGACUGCGGCAUUCAGGACGUGACCAGGAACGUGACGAGAGUGAAGCAAAAGCUGAAGUUCCUCCCUUUUAACGAAGACGCGAUCAAGAUCGGACUCUGCAGCAACGUGCCGACCACGAACUCGACGCACUACAAUGCGAGUAGCGCGGCGGCGUCCGGGGGGGCGGCGGCGUUCACCACCACCGCCUCGGCGUACAAGCACAGUUGCCUCGGACUGGCCAACAACUGCGGCAUCGUCCCCGGGCUGCUGCAGUCGAUUGUGCGGAAGUUUGAGCGCCUGUACAAGCGGCGCGCCCACGUGCACCACUACACGGAUUUCAUGGAUUCGGAGGACCCCUUGCUGGAAUUUGACGCCGCGCUGGAGAACGUCCGCUCCGUCAUGGGGGACUACCUCCACGUGGACAAAAACGCGAGCCCGCCACUGAGCUGCUUCGGCGGGGGGCGUAGGGGUAGGAGAGCUGGCCGGGGCGGAGGUGCAGCUGGGGGAGGCCGUGGUACGAAGGAUUUUAGAAUGCAGCGGAAAAUGAAACUGUACGAUAGAAGUGGCACUACAACGGAGGAGGAAAUGCAGGGGACGAGGAGCGAUGGCCGGAUGGAGGUUGAGCAAGGAGGUGAUAAUUGUGACUAUGAAAAUCUAGAUUUUCGCUGCAAAGUGUGGCCUUCGGUAUUGUUUCAACCGUCGAGAUACACAAUGAGUCGCGCAUUGCAGUGGCUACCAAAACCUGCUGUCUGAUCCAUGUUUGGUAGUUGCACAAGCUUUAUGUCCUUGUGAGACAGAAAUAAAAUGAUCAUGACGAAAAUAGAAAUGAAUUUUACGAACAGUUUCCUGUUCCAGUUCCAAGCGUGCUCUGCGC
Amoebophrya sp. A120 is the source of this 3236-nucleotide messenger RNA. NCBI's taxonomy places the organism in Eukaryota, Dinophyceae, Syndiniales, Amoebophryaceae. The record is from the annotation of a GenBank genome assembly.